Molecule: messenger RNA, 510 nt
Organism: Amorphotheca resinae ATCC 22711
Lineage: Eukaryota; Fungi; Ascomycota; Leotiomycetes; Helotiales; Amorphothecaceae
Exons: 3
Coding region: 1-510 (169 amino acids)
Source: RefSeq, a predicted model, not a curated record
AUGGCACAAUCGGGGGGUGGGAACUUGGAAGAGAAGAAGCAGCAGCAGAAGCAGCAAACAGCUAGGGGGAGCUCGGGCGGCGCAUCUCGUGCAGCGUCGAGCGGUCUGCGCCGUGAGGAAGCAUCUGCGGCUGAGCAGAAGAACCAGAGAUCCAAACUCCAAAAGCAUGCGUGUCCACGGGAUCGAAUGAGGAGCCGUAGCUUUAUCUGCGGACAAUUCUUCACUGUGGACUGUGGACGCUGGUUGGCUCGUGUACGGAGUAAGGGCCCUCCUGCUAGUACUACUCUCACACUCACUGCUACUAUUACCGCCGCUGCCUCCAUCACCACCACUACACCUCCCACGACCUCCCUACUAUCCGCUGGUACUUCUUGCUCAUCUCUAGCUACGAGCAGGAAGCGGAUUGGUCCUGGCUACAAGGACGUCAAAGAAGCGUCCCCGCAGCUUGUCACGACGUCUGCAAGGCCACCAGCCCCUGGUGUGGUUGAGAGACACUCUUUCUUCCAUUGA